Messenger RNA from Urocitellus parryii (Arctic ground squirrel), 1725 nucleotides. Lineage: Eukaryota; Metazoa; Chordata; Mammalia; Rodentia; Sciuridae. The record is from RefSeq and is a predicted model, not a curated record.
AGUGACGUGCCACGGAGGGGCGGGCUGGACUCUGCGCAGGAAGUGUCUCUCAGAUAGUAAAUAAGCCCUGAAAAGCAAGAAAGAGACUGUCUCCAUUUUGUCGGCGCUCGCAGUUCUUGCGACGCUGUGAAGAUGGGCAGUGUUCUGGGGCUGUGCUCCAUGGCGAGCUGGAUACCAUGUCUGUGUGGUAGUGCCCCAUGUUUGCUGUGCCGAUGCUGUCCUAGUGGAAACAACUCCACAGUGACUAGAUUGAUCUAUGCACUUUUUUUGCUUGUUGGAGUAUGUGUAGCUUGUGUAAUGUUGAUACCAGGAAUGGAAGAACAACUAAAUAAGAUUCCUGGAUUUUGUGAGAAUGAGAAAGGUGUUGUUCCUUGUAGUAUUCUGGUUGGCUAUAAAGCUGUAUAUCGUUUGUGCUUUGGCUUGGCUAUGUUCUAUCUUCUCCUCUCUUUGCUAAUGAUCAAAGUGAAGAGGAAAGUAAUCUGGGUUUUAGGUAACAAAAACUUAAAACAGUACAAGCCAAAUCCAGUKAAUCUGUUCCUAAUAUUUGUGAAAAAAUCUUAUUAUUUAAUUGUAUUAUUUUGCACAGCCUUAUUAUCAGCUACAGCUCUGAAUUAUCUGCURUCUUUGGUAGCCAUCGUUUUGUUCUUUGUCUACUAUACUCAUCCAGCCAGUUGUUCAGAAAAUAAGGCAUUCAUCAGUGUCAAUAUGCUCCUCUGCAUUGGUGCUUCUAUAAUGUCUAUUCUGCCAAAAAUCCAGGAGUCACAACCAAGAUCUGGUUUGUUACAGUCUUCAGUAAUUACAAUCUAUACAAUGUAUUUGACUUGGUCUGCUAUGACCAAUGAGCCAGGUAUGUUUUGUUUUUAUUUAUUUAAUUUCAGUGACAUCCGUACUUCAAACAAUAGUCAGGUUAAUAAACUGACUCUAACAAGUGACGAAUCCACAUUAAUAGAAGAUGGUGGAGCCAGAAGUGAUGGAUCACUGGAGGAUGGUGAUGAUGUUCACCGAGCUAUAGAUAAUGAAAGGGAUGGUGUCACUUACAGUUAUUCCUUCUUUCACUUCAUGCUUUUCCUGGCUUCCCUUUAUAUCAUGAUGACCCUUACCAACUGGUACAGGUAUGAGCCCUCUCACGCAAUGAAAAGUCAGUGGACUGCUGUCUGGGUGAAAAUAUCUUCUAGUUGGAUUGGCAUCGUGCUGUAUGUUUGGACACUAGUGGCACCACUUGUUCUUACAAAUCGUGAUUUUGAUUGAAUGGGACUUCUGGCAUGAAAGUCCUACUUUGGUCAUCAUUUAUUUGAAAUUAACAGUAUUCCCAACUUUUGUAAAUUGUGUAUGUGUGUGCUUCCUGUGUAACUUCUCUGGUAUUGUUCUGGCAUGAAUUAGAUUUUAUUGCUUGCUGUUUUAUUCAUUAUAUUUUGCCACGUGCAUUGAUCAUGUGAAUUAGAGUGAGUUGUAAAGGCAGAGUUUUAUGAAUAAUGGUGGUGAUUUUAUUAAUAAAGUGGACAUUGGUAGGCUUAUCUCUCUCUGCUCUAAGUAUGAAAUUAAAAGUAAAAACAAAACUGUCAGUUUGCUUUUAAAAGUUUGCUAGACCUUCCUUAAGCUGUUUUAGAAAAAGCAUAAAAGUAAAUGUGUAUGGCUGCCUUUUGAAAUAUUUUAUGUGUUGCCUUAUGGGAGACUAUGAAGAACAUAGUUAUUCUAAAAUUGUAUAAACAAGUUCACUUACAUGGU